Molecule: messenger RNA, 2222 nt
Organism: Cygnus olor (mute swan)
Lineage: Eukaryota; Metazoa; Chordata; Aves; Anseriformes; Anatidae
Gene: SGK2
Product: serum/glucocorticoid regulated kinase 2
Exons: 14
Coding region: 55-1473 (472 amino acids)
Biological process (GO): protein phosphorylation
Molecular function (GO): protein serine/threonine kinase activity; ATP binding
Source: RefSeq, a predicted model, not a curated record
UGCUGAUCAGUUCCUCCUCCUCUCCCUAAAGGGCUGCAGGGAGCCUGCACAAGGAUGAGCACCCAGAGGAGGUGGAGGUGCUGGUGUCCAUGCACCAGUGCGGGAGGCAAAGCUGCUCCCUGCUGGGGUUUUGGAGAAAGCCCAGAGCUGCUGGGCUGGUGGGGCAGCUGCUGGCAGCGGGGGAUGAGGAUGGGGAGCACUGGGAGCGAGGGGUGUCCGUGCUCAUCUGCUGUGGGCUGCUUCCAGUGCUUCCCGGCACGGGCUCUGCUGGUAGAUGCGCUCCCAGAACUUAUAAAGCACGGCCGCGAAAGGAUAGGACAAACCAUCAAGGCAUCCGGCUCCAGGCUCUGCUCGUAUGCUGAACGAGUUGCUUUUUUAAUGGAUCGUUCCCGGAGCCCAGACACCAGCGCUCAGCCUCCAACGCCAACUGACAACAUCAACCUCGGACCUUCUGCUAACCCAAAUGCCAAGCCAACAGACUUUGACUUCCUGAAGGUUAUUGGCAAAGGAAGCUUUGGAAAGGUUCUCCUGGCCAAACGCAAGUGUGAUGGGACUUUUUAUGCUGUGAAAGUCUUGCAUAAGAAAACCAUCCUGAAGAAAAAGGAGCAAAACCACAUCAUGGCAGAACGCAAUGUGCUCCUGAAAAAUGUCAAGCACCCCUUCCUUGUGGGACUCCAUUACUCCUUCCAGACCUCGGAGAAGCUUUACUUUGUCCUUGACUAUGUAAAUGGGGGGGAGCUCUUCUUCCACUUGCAAAGAGAGCGCUGCUUCCGUGAACCCCGGGCACGAUUCUAUGCCGCAGAAGUUGCCAGUGCAAUUGGGUACCUGCAUUCCUUAAACAUCAUCUACAGGGAUUUAAAACCUGAGAACAUCCUUCUGGAUUGCCAGGGCCAUAUAGUAUUGACAGACUUUGGACUCUGCAAAGAAGGAAUGGAGCAAGAGGAGACUACUUCCACAUUUUGUGGCACUCCUGAGUACUUAGCUCCCGAGGUGCUAAAGAAGCAGCCGUAUGACAGGACAGUAGACUGGUGGUGCCUGGGAGCUGUCCUCUAUGAGAUGCUCUUUGGACUGCCACCUUUUUAUAGUCGGGAUGUGUCUCAGAUGUAUGACAACAUUCUGCACAAGCCACUCCAGAUCCAAGGAAGCAAGACUGUGGCAGCUUGUGACAUCCUCCAGGGACUUCUCCAUAAGGACCAGAAGAGGAGGCUGGGUGCCAAAACAGACUUUCUUGAGAUAAAGAACCAUGUAUUCUUCAGCCCAAUAAACUGGGAUGACUUGUACAACAAGAGGAUUACCCCUCCAUUCAACCCUAAUGUGGCUGGUCCAGCUGAUCUGCGACACUUUGAUCCAGAGUUCACCCAAGAAGCGAUCUCUGCCUCCAUCACCCACACGCCUGACUUAGCAGCCAGCAGCUCCAGUGCCUCAGAUGCUUUUUUAGGAUUUUCUUAUGCACCAACUGAAGAGGACUUCUAAGUUUUAUAGAGGCUUUGAGAAGCCAGAUUUUAACUGAAUGGGUUUUAUUUGUAUUUUUUUUCCUUUUUGAAAGGAAUGGCACUGUCCUUUGCUCAUGGUUUAUGGGAAGGGGGACUAAUACACUAACUGGCUGGGAUGGAACAGAGCUCUUAAUUUGUGCUGAUUGGAUUUCCCUCUAUAUGUGUGUUUCCCUGGCAGGGAAAGUGGGAUACCAGUUAUUAUUAUUUUCCCCUGAGUGUCUUGUACUACUUGGCAGAAUUGUAUUCACUGUGGUUGUAUUUAUGGUUGAGGUAUGUAUCGUCAUUCACAUCACAGCCGUAUCUGUGUGUGGAACUAAUGCUGCCCAGCUACAUAUGACUGCUUUGCUUUCCUAUAACAAAGGGAAACUCUUCACCCUACGUGCAGCAGUGGCUUCCUUCAAGUGGAAGUGCUUAUUUAAGUGGUUGGGGAACAAGUAGUCUGGUUGCUAGCGGCCAGGUUGGAGUUAAACUGGGGUAGUUCAGUAGGUCUGCCACCCAAGCUGUUAAAAAUCUGGUAGCAGCAAAGGUGUGUGUUAAAUUUUAAUCCUCUAGAGCAGAAAUGCAGGAUUCAGAGAUGCUGAAGAAGAUGCAGAGCUGCCCCAGCAGCUGGGAUGAGCACUGCUACUUGUGGAAGGAAGCCAUUUCCUCAUCCUGGGCUCAGACACUGUUCAUCUUUUACUGCUCCAAAGGUGGCUUAUGCGUUUGUAAAUUCUGAAGUGGGCUGUAGCC